This is a messenger RNA of Mugil cephalus (flathead mullet), 1165 nucleotides long. RefSeq lists its product as uncharacterized. The transcript is spliced from 8 exons. Bases 46 to 693 code for a protein of 215 amino acids. NCBI's taxonomy places the organism in Eukaryota, Metazoa, Chordata, Actinopteri, Mugiliformes, Mugilidae. The record is from RefSeq and is a predicted model, not a curated record.
GCUGGUUGGUGUUGAAAAGUUGUGUUUUAUAGUAAAAUACACAGCAUGAUCUCAUGGAAAACUCUACGUUCUGUUCUCUGGUCUCAUUUUACGCAUUUAAUGUUGAGAGAAAAAACAGGAAGAACACAUUCACCCUUCUUGUUCAUCGAAAAGAAACCAGGAGACACAGUUGUCCUUCUUCCAGGCCCUGUGACUCCUCCCAUCACCAGUAUAACAUGGGAUUAUGAUUCAUACCUGACUGUGGACUGGUACGGAGAAGUGUUUGACUACUGGGAUUUCAUAGAUGACGUCCCUUCACCAACUGUCUCCAUGAGCUGUGACGAUGAACAGACCCACUGUGUUUUCACCUGUGAAGGCAACACUACAGACUCUGGACCAGUCACCUAUUCCUGGAAGUCAGGUGAUGUGGUGAAGAGUCAAACCAAGGAGUUUACAAUAACAAAGAAGGAUACGGAGGCUUCAUUUGUCUGUACGGUGGAAAAUCUCUUUGGCUCUGAAAGCAGCAAAGCAGUCGACAACCCUUUCGCCACCAACUACAGUCUGUUCUGGAUACGCGCAAUACUGGUGGUUUUGUUUCUGGUGGUGGGAGUUGGUUUUAUCGUCUUUUACACACACAAAGGAAACAAAGCAGCAGCAUCAUCAUUGGCUGAUUCUUCUGAGUACGUCUCACUUCAAGAUGUCAGAUGGAGCUGAGAAGUUAACAAGUGUUGACCUUGAAGAAUCUCAGCAUGAGAUGAUCUGAGAGACCACAGAGACCAGAUCUGGAUUCAACAAACCUCAACUCUACACAACAGAUAAAAUACACCUCUCUGUACAUUCAUUCAUUCAUUCAUUCAUUCAUUCUCUGUAGCCUCUGGAGGGUCACAGGUCUGUACAUGGUUGGAACGAUGGUUGUUGCUCUUGUUGUGUGUAUUUUCUGUGCAUGUAGAUAUGUGAAGACAGUUAUUGGCUUUUAACACUCAACAAAAAGUCUGAAUCAGAACGAUGAUUAAAAACAAUUAAUAUUUGUGAGCAAUAUAAUAUUUUCCUGUAAACACCCCUCAGGUAUCAAACACGUUAUUUCAUUUUAUUUUAUUCAUUUAUUUUUUCUCCUUGUUUUAUAUUUGUGUUUUUAUUGUGUUUUUUUUAAUCUGUAUUCGAUACGUUUGAUAAAUAAAGUUUUUGA